Messenger RNA from Naegleria lovaniensis, 2001 nucleotides. RefSeq lists its product as uncharacterized. Bases 1 to 2001 code for a protein of 666 amino acids. The record is from RefSeq and is a predicted model, not a curated record. The transcript has a single exon. NCBI's taxonomy places the organism in Eukaryota, Heterolobosea, Eutetramitea, Acrasida, Naegleriidae.
AUGAAGCAACCACAUUCCGUUUCAGAAUCCAAUCUCGGAAAUUUGAAAAUUAUUUUAAUGGAUUUUCAUCAUCAUGAAUCACCACUCUCCUUGAAUGCCUUGGAUGAUUCUUUAAAUGUUGGAAAUUUAUCUUUGAUAUACCGAUUAUUCGAAUUGUUGAAAAGAAAAUUUGAAAAUCAAGGCAAAGGCUUUUCCAAAUGGUUACAAGCCAGAGAGAAAUGGUUGAAAGAUUUGGGUAUCGAUGAUAGUUAUUGUGAUAUCAGCAUUGAAUUCAUGAAUGAUCGAGAGUGUGCAACGAAAUUUCUAAAUCAUUAUGAUGACUUUCAUUUCCCGGUUCGCUGGAUGGUACAACACAUCAACCUAUCAGAAUUGUGUGAAAAAAAUCACGAAUGGAUUGAACAUGUUGAAUUUUGGAGACCGUUCAAAACGGGCAUCAUGAAUCUCUUAAAGAACAAAAAAUUGCAAGUGUUGCAACAUAUUCCAAAAGAGAUGUUAUUUGAGUGGAUUGAUGACUUGUCAUCAAUAUUUAACAAGUACUUUAGAUUCAGUUUCAUACGUUAUAUUGAUGAAGCAAAAAAAGCACUUUCUGAAGGGUGUUGCUUAUCUCAACUCUCAGCCAUGUUAAGAGACCAUGAAGAAAUUGUGAAACAUGCUGUUAACACUAACUCAUACAACAUGUUACACGCUUCUGGACGAUUAAAACAUGACAGAAAAUUUUGUAUGGAUACAGUUCGAUCAAAUCCCCUCGCAUUUCUAACAAUUCCAGAAGAAUUUAAGAAUGACAAGGAGUUUGUUCUUGAAUUACUAGAUACUCCUAUCACGAUUCUUGAUGGAAAAAUUGAACAAGAUUUAAUUCAAACAUAUACUCCUGAAGUUUAUAUACUGGCACCGGAAAGCAUGAGAGAUGAGAUACCAAUAGAAAUCAAAAUGAAGGUUUAUCAACAGUUAUUUCUCAAAGAUGUAACGAUUGAUUAUAUUCAUAUUCAAGACGCAAUCAUGAAACAAGCGUUUCGAACGCUACACGAAUUAUCAGAUGACCAAUAUUUUGAAGCACAUAAGAAUUGUCAACGCCAUCCAUCACACCAAGGCUGGUUUAUAGAUACAACAUUUCGCUUGUUUCGAUAUCGUCACACUCUCCAACAAGACGAGGAAUUUGCGAGCAUUGUUGAGCAAGCUAUGACAAGAUUUUACAAAAAUUUUGAUCAACUUUGGAUGGAAGAUGAAGAAGUGUUUUUGCGUCGUAAAGAUUUGGCGAUCAUUUUGGAAUAUGGUCCACUAGCUUUGAGAAAGAACAGAAAUUUUGUUUUUCAAGUUGUGAAACGAGAUGCAUGUAAUCUAUAUUACGUGUUGCCUGAGUUUAGAAAUGAUCGACAAAUUGUGUUGGAAGCAGUUCGCAACAGAGGAUAUUUAUUGUAUCAAUUACUAGAUCCUUCGCACUUUGUAGUUACCGCUGAACUUCGUGAUGACAAAGAAGUAGUGUUGGCUGCUCUCCAUAGUCCAAAUCCUUGCCUUUUUGAUGACAUCCCACAAUACCUUCAAGAUGACAGUGAUUGCUUGCUGGCAAUACGAGUACAUGCACUUCAUAAUGCAUCACAACAUUUGAAACAAGAUGCCAACUUUAUUUUGAAAACUGUGAAACAGAACCCACGAUAUUUAGAGAAUAUAUUUUCAUAUAACCAUGUUAUUUUGAAUUCUGAAAUAAUUUCUGAAUAUAUGAAACGGUGUGGAAUAAUCACAGACGAUGUUAUAGAUCAUCUAUCCGAAAAAUGUUUUAAUGGACUCGAUGUGCGUAAUGUUUCAUUUGAUGAAGGUGUAAAAUUAUUUCAGAAUUUUCUAAAUCGGAGAAUGGAAUUUGCAUAUUUUGGAUGUUACAUUCCUGAAUCUUAUUUAUUGAAAGAACCAAUUAAGUUAAUUGAAGUAGAUGAUGAAAUUGAUUAUGCAUUUGAUUGGUGGAAGGAACAUUUAUUUCGAGUGAUUCAAGAAUACGCACAUACUAGUUAA